AUUCAAUACAAUUUUGACCACUCCCAAAACCACGCCUACUCCUCCCACGUGCAUAAACAUGUCUGCUUGUGGAACAAUGAGGUUUGAUGAGAUGAAUCUUGAUCCCAGGAUUGUUAAAGCAGUUAGGAAGCUGGGAUGGGGCCAGCCUACACCAAUACAAGAGAAGGCAGUUCCACUGAUAAUGGAAGGAAAGGAUUUGGUUGUAAAAGCUAAGACUGGCUCUGGAAAAACAGCAAGCUAUGCUCUACCACUGAUACAGAAAAUAUUAGAACUGCAAUCAACAAGCAUUAAAGUACCCCCUAGUGUGAAGGCACUAGUACUUGUACCAUCGCAGGAGCUUAGCCUUCAAGCAGCUGCUCAAAUAAAAGAGCUAUGCACCUGCUGUUCAAGGGAUAUAAAAGUUGUAUGUGUGUCACAGAGUAAUGCUGUAUCUAGCCAACGAACUGUACUGUUAGAAUGUCCUGAUGUUGUAGUUGGAACACCAAGCAGGAUAUUAUCACACCUGUCAGGAAAAUCUUUAUUACUGACAGAAUCUCUUCAUUUUGUUAUCUUUGAUGAAGCUGAUCUGUUGUUUAGUUAUGGCUAUGAAGAAGACAUCAAUAAUAUUGUCAGUUUUCUACCUUCACCAAUUCAAUCAAUAUUAAUGUCAGCAACACUUAAUGAGGAUGUGAUAUCUCUCAAGAAAGUUGUGCUGCAUCAGCCAGUUACAAUUAAACUGGAGGAAUCUGAACUGCCUCAAGAUGACAGACUAACACAAUACCACAUACAAUGUUUGGAAGAUGAUAAAUUUCUACUAAUAUAUAGCUUGCUCAAAUUAAAAUUAAUUAGAGGAAAAUCGUUAAUAUUUGUUAACGACAUCACAAGAUGCUACAAAUUGAAACUAUUUCUUGAACAGUUUUUUAUCAAGUCGUGUGUUCUAAAUUCCGAGCUACCUCACAACUCGAGAUGUCAUGUCAUUGAACAAUUUAAUCGUGACAUUUACGAUUACAUAAUUGCUACAGAUGAGUUGGUUGACCACACCCACCAAACAAAAAAGAAAAAGAAAGGACAAGACAAAGAAUAUGGAGUAUCGCGUGGAAUUGAUUUUCAAGGUGUUGUUAAUGUAGUCAACUUUGAUUUCCCUCCAAAUUCCAAGGCCUACAUACACAGAGUUGGCAGAACUGCGAGAGGCAAUGACUAUGGGACUGCCCUGACGUUCGUGUCGCCAUCCGAAGAGACAAAGUUAACAGAGUUACAGUUAUUAUUAAAAGAACAGAGAGACUUUGAUCAUGAUUUAGUUCAACCGUAUAAAUUUAAAAUGUCCGAAAUUGAAGGAUUUCGGUAUAGAGUACAGGAAGCUGUCCAGGCUGUCACUCAACUUGCCAUAAAAGAGGCACGUUUGAAGGAGAUAAGAUGUGAAAUUUUAUCAUCAAAAAGACUCAAGACUCAUUUUGAGGAUAAUCCGCGGGAUUUGCAAGUGUUGAGACACGACCGAGACUUACUGCCCUCAAGCAAAGUGAAGGAGCAUUUGAAGUACAUUCCACCUUAUCUUGUGCCUAAAGCUUUAAAGAGUUCGGCAGUAGAGGAAAGAGAAGGAAUAGGAGAUGGUAAUAUGAAGAGAAGAAGAGCUCAUAAAGUAAGACAACACAAUAAUCCUUUAAAGACGUUUAAAUUAACAAACGAGACAAAACUGGUCUCAAAGCCAAGCAAAAAGAGAAAGCUCGAAGAAUCCUAAUUAGCUUAAAUCGUAACGUUAUACUGGUUUACUCGUUAUCCUUGAUCUGAUUCUCAGACUCGCUAAUUCUAAUUCUAUUUCUUUUAUUAUGUGUUAUUUGCUAACGUGUAACUUGAUGUGGCCUUCUAAUAAAAAACAAUGUCUCGUCGUUACCUCUGGCA
Molecule: messenger RNA, 1875 nt
Organism: Amphimedon queenslandica
Lineage: Eukaryota; Metazoa; Porifera; Demospongiae; Haplosclerida; Niphatidae
Product: probable ATP-dependent RNA helicase DDX56
Exons: 24
Coding region: 59-1714 (551 amino acids)
Cellular component (GO): cytosol
Molecular function (GO): RNA helicase activity; ATP binding; nucleic acid binding
Source: RefSeq, a predicted model, not a curated record